AUGAUCUUCAACGUUUUUACACUGCUCCUUGCCGCCGGCAUGGCCAUCGCCGCCCCGGCCUCCCCCGCCGAGGUCGCCCGGUCCAUCGACGCCCUUUCCUCGCCGGCCUCGUACACCGGCGCCGAGAUCGUCGCCCGCAUGGCCUCAGCCGCCGCCCUGAACCCCCGCGACGCCCCUCCUCCCAAGCAGGACCCCAACGUCUGCUACUCCGACUGCCUGCUCAACGGCGGUGGUGACUGGGAGUGCAUCUGCGUCUGCGUCGACUGCGGCGGCAAGACUCCCCCUCCUCCCCCUCCUCCCAAGCAGUAA
This is a messenger RNA of Pyricularia oryzae 70-15, 309 nucleotides long. RefSeq lists its product as uncharacterized. The coding region runs from base 1 to 309 and encodes 102 amino acids. The transcript has a single exon. The record is from RefSeq and is a predicted model, not a curated record. Lineage: Eukaryota; Fungi; Ascomycota; Sordariomycetes; Magnaporthales; Pyriculariaceae.